Pristis pectinata (smalltooth sawfish) is the source of this 7757-nucleotide messenger RNA. RefSeq names its product protein tyrosine phosphatase non-receptor type 4a (gene ptpn4a). NCBI's taxonomy places the organism in Eukaryota, Metazoa, Chordata, Chondrichthyes, Rhinopristiformes, Pristidae. Bases 382 to 3222 code for a protein of 946 amino acids. Gene Ontology annotation, molecular function: cytoskeletal protein binding; protein tyrosine phosphatase activity. The transcript has 28 exons. The record is from RefSeq and is a predicted model, not a curated record. Gene Ontology annotation, biological process: protein dephosphorylation. Gene Ontology annotation, cellular component: cytoskeleton; cytoplasmic side of plasma membrane; cytoplasm.
CCUCGCUCUCGCCGCGCUGGGGCCGGCCACCGCCGAUUGGACGGCGGCGCGCAGGCGCCCUGGGCCCCGGGGGUGAGGGGGUUCAGCAGACAGAGAGUGGCGACGGCAGCGUUUAAACCGGGAGCGAGUUCGUGUCGAGUCGGGGAGGAGGGGGAGGGCUUGAAGAAGCUAAGAAACGGAGCCAGCCCGGCUGUAACGCGGCGGGAUUCCCCUUCCUCCUCCCAACCCGUUUCCCCCCCCACCCCCUCAGCACCCUCACCCCUCCCUCCCCGUCCCCUCGCCAACUAACGGGGAGCCAUGAUGUGAAAGUGAAAGCGGGCGAGAGGAGGCGGAGAACGGACGGAGAGGUUUCUGCACUCAUUCCAGUACGGUUCUUUAACCAUGGGACAGAAAAAUGAGAGGUGCUCCCCUACACUAGAUCCUGUGUGGACAGUAAUGACAUCACGCUUCCGGUUGCCAGCUGGCAGGACUUACAAUGUACGAGCAUCUGAACUGGCUAGGGAUAGACAACACACAGAAGUGGUGUGCAACGUACUUCUUCUGGAUAACACUGUUCAAGCUUUCAAAGUUAAUAAACACGAUCAGGGACAUGUUCUGUUGGAUUUAGUCUUCAGGCAUCUUGAUCUGACGGAACGAGAUUACUUUGGUUUACAACUGGCAGAUGAUACAACGGACAGCCCUCGAUGGCUAGAUCCAAACAAAUCCAUCAGAAAGCAGCUAAAAAGAGGAUCCCCAUACAACCUGAAUUUUAGAGUCAAGUUUUUUGUAACUGAUCUCAAUAAGCUACAAGAAGAAUACACAAGGUACCAAUAUUUCCUGCAACUUAAACAAGAUAUUCUUAGUGGAAGGUUGCCUUGUCCAUACAACAUUGCAGCCCUUCUGGCCUCUUACUCUGUUCAGUCGGAGCUGGGAGACUACAACAAUUCAGAGCACUUGCCAGGUUACCUCGCUGAUUAUUCUUUUAUCGCCAACCAGCCUCAAGACUUUGAAAAGGAGAUAGCAAAAUUGCAUCAGCAGCAUAAAGGACUCUCUCCAGCAGAAUCUGAAUUUAAUUAUUUAAACACAGCCCGUAGCUUAGAACUAUAUGGAGUCGAAUUGCACUAUGCAAGGGAUCAAAGUAACACAGAAAUUAUGAUUGGUGUGCUGUCAAGUGGGAUUGUAAUUUACAAGAGCAGGGUACGAAUUAACUACUUUCCAUGGUUGAAGAUUGUAAAAAUAUCAUUUAAAUGCAAACAGUUCUUCAUUCAGCUUAGAAGAGAAUUGCAUGACUCAAGAGAAACAUUACUAGGGUUUAAUAUGGGGAACUACCGAGCUUGUAAGAAUUUAUGGAAAGCCUGUGUGGAGCAUCAUACGUUCUUCCGACUAGAAAGACCUGUACCUCCACAGAAGAACUUUUUUGCACAUUAUUUUACAUUGGGGUCAAAGUUCCGAUACUGUGGGAGGACAGAAGUUCAGUCCGUGCAAUAUGGAAAAGAGAAAGCAAACAAAGACAGGGUAUUUGCCAGAUCACCCAGUAAACCAUUGACAAGGAAGAUGAUGAGUGGGAUGGACUGGGAAUCUGUAAGCAGGAAUUCACUGUCAGAUGAUCGACUUGAAACGCAAAGUCUACCUUCACGUUCUCCACCUGGAACCCCAAAUCAUCGGAGCUCGACAUUCACUCAGGAAGGAAGUCGUCUGAGACCUUCAUCUGUAGGGCAUUUGGUUGACCACGUAGUACACGUUUCAUCAAGUGAAGUCUUUGCUAACCACAAAUCUCCUUCCUCCACACAAGCAAACAGUAUUAUUCUGGAAUCAUCUCCUUGUCAGGAAACAGCUGGAGAAGGACAGCCUCCUGCAUUGCCACCGAAACAAAAGAAAAAUACAAUUCUGUCUCACCAGGCUAACACUUGCCAGCAGGAACUGGGCUCCCACUACCAUGACUUCUUGGAUGUUCCACUAACAUCAGAAAAGUCUACACCGAAUGGUAUUGUUCCUCAUGACAAUCUAGUUCUCAUAAGAAUGAAAGCAGAUGAGAAUGGGAGAUUUGGCUUCAAUGUUAAGGGAGGCAUCGAUCAGAAAAUGCCGAUCAUUGUAUCACGAGUAGCACCUGGAACACCAGCUGACACUUGUGUUCCACGGCUCAAUGAGGGUGAUCAGGUUGUACUGAUCAAUGGUAGGGAUAUAUCAGAAUACACACAUGACCAGGUUGUCACGUUCAUCAAAGCCAGCUGUGAGAUUCGCUCUGAAGAACUAUUACUACUAGUUCGGCCAAAUGCUGUUUAUGAUGUUGUGGAAGAGAAGGCAGAAAGUGAACCUGAUUUUCAGUAUAUUCCAGAGAAGUCGCCUUUGGAUAUAACCCACCAGGAUGAUGAUGCCUUAAGAGAGUCAAUGAUACAUUUACGGGAUAGUCUGGAGACUGGAAUGAUUCUUGCGCAGUUUGAUCAACUGUAUAGAAAAAAGCCUGGUAUGACGAUGUCAUGUGCCAAGUUACCUCACAAUAUUUCCAAAAACAGAUACAGAGACAUCUCACCUUAUGAUGCAACACGGGUUAUUCUAAAGGGUACAGAUGACUACAUCAAUGCAAAUUAUAUAAAUAUGGAAAUCCCUUCAUCCAGUAUAAUAAACCAGUACAUCGCUUGUCAGGGUCCUUUGCCCAAUACUUGUCCAGAUUUCUGGCAGAUGACUUGGGAACAAGGAUCUUCUCUGGUUGUGAUGCUAACCACUCAAGUAGAAAGAGGCAGAGUCAAGUGUCACCAGUAUUGGCCUGAGCUUUCUAAAAAUGCAUCAUAUGGGAAUUUUGAAAUUGGUUGUCGUUUGGAAGAAGGAAACCCUGCGUAUGUCUUCAGAGAAUUGACUUUAACUAAUUUAGAGAGAAAUGAGAGCCGUCCACUCACACAGAUCCAAUAUAUUGCUUGGCCUGACCAUGGUGUUCCUGAUGAUUCAAGUGAUUUCCUGAAGUUUGUGUUGCUUGUUCGAGAAACGCGAGUUGGCAAAGAUGAACCAGUUGUUGUACACUGCAGUGCUGGUAUAGGUCGGACUGGUGUUCUUAUUACUAUGGAGACAGCAAUGUGUCUAAUUGAGUGCAAUCAGCCAGUGUAUCCACUGGACAUUGUUAGAACAAUGCGAGACCAGAGAGCCAUGAUGAUUCAAACACCAAGCCAAUACAAGUUUGUUUGUGAAGCAAUUAUGAGGGUUUACGAAGAAGGCAUUGUGAAACCAUUGCAGUCAACACUGUAUAAUUAACCUAAGGAUAAGACCUUAUUGUUGAAACUGGUUUGCUGGGAGCGUUUACUGUGUCAUAAUGUGCUUGCACAACAUGCUGCCCUGAUGCGAGUUUGAAGUUUGGAAGAUUGGCAAACUGGAGCAUGGACAUUGAGAACCUAAGCACUGUUGCACUUUAUGUUCAAAAAGAAAUAAUAGUUUCUGUGUGUGUGAUCAUACUGACAACAAUUAACAUGAUCACAGCUGCCCUCAGUUCUGAAAUGCUGUGUCCACUGCUCUGGUUUUGUUCAGGGAGAUUGUCAGCUUUUGGAUUCCUCUGUAGUGCCAAGAGGGAGAACUACCUAAUACGACUCUUCCUUCACCUGCCUAUGAAUAUGUCCUCUUGCUUGCUUGGUUUAAACUGAUGGAACCUACUCAAAUGGCCACUUUUUAAGAUGUACAUUUUCUGUUCAUGAAAUUGACUUGACCAUCUUUACUAGACCCUUUGCAGAGGCGUCCAUGAACCUAGAAGUGUGCACUGGAGUGGAAUUAUCGUUUAUUUUAAUUAACAAUUGUUUUCAUGCUGCCUUGACUAACUUGAAAAUAAAACUCUCAUCCCUAGGUUGUGUUCUGUAAUAUAGAAUAUAAUCAAAACUAAGGUUUAGUGAGCACUUAUUAGUCAAAUUGGCCCAAAUUGUCUCACUUUCAGAUUUUGAUGUGCAGCUCUUUAACCUAUGAUGAACCUAGAGCAGUCACUCAGUACAUAUUCUCCUCUGUUCCCUGAUCAAAAAAUGUUGCUCUUCCUGCACUUGAGUGCCAAUGUUCCUGAAUUAGUAUGGACAUCAAGAAUUUAUUUUAAAUUUUGUCGAAAUAAUUUUGUCAGAUCUCUGGGUUACACUAAACAUUAGAACCUAAAAUGUAAAUAACUAUAUUAGGAAACUUAGCCUUAACCACCCACUUCCUAUCAGAAUAUUAGAAUCCAAGUGCUGGUUACUGGUUAGCUACAUUACCUAUUGGCUAGGACAAUCUACUCCAAAGACUUGAGUUCGUAUCCAGCCCAGGUGGUGAAAUUUUACCUGAUUUUAAGGGACACCAAAUAUAUUCGGUUCUCAUUCUCCAUAGGUCUGAUCCUGCAGUGAACCAUGCCAUGGGGAAAGGUGUGUGCCUGGAAUCUUUCUUUUAAUAAUUUGUUUCUUAGGCACUUCGUGAUGGGUGCACACCUACCCUACCAGUCCUACGUAUAAGCUUGCCUUAUUAUAUGCCAUUUUAAUUUUACUUCUGUUAUCAGCACUAGUCUUGCACCCAAAGAAAUGCACAGGAUUUUUAUAGUAAGACACUAAAUCAAAGUACUGAACAGUACAAAGCACAAUAAAGCUGUAAAUUUAAUAGUAAAUUAAUAACUAACUUAUGAAAUGUUGAUGGAUGUUGCAGUUUUGCUGGUCAGUACUCCAGCAGUCAUUUGCUCCCCCGACUUCACAUUAUCGGUAUCAAUAAACAUAGUUUCACUGCUUGCAUCCUAAUUAUGGCCCUUUUGGAGAGGGUCGGGAAGCUUCAGGUAGAAGCUUGUUGACAAAUAUGCUGCCUGUGAACGAUUAAAAUGAAAUGUUCAAAAUAUGUGGGAGAAUAUGAAAGAUCCACACAUAAUGUUAAUUAUAUGAAUUGGAGCCCCAUGUUAAUAAGUGUUUAUAACUGCAUGUGUACCUGCACAUAAUUAGGAAGACACUUAAUUAAAAUUAUUAAUAGUUUAAAUUAAUUCAGCACAUCACUACUUUUCUCAUUGAUAAAUCUUGCACACAAAUUUAAAACAAACAUUUAUGGCAUAUUGAAAAAGUAAGACACUUAAAUAGGAAAAUGAAUAUAUAUUUUUAACUCUGCAGGAUCCAGAGGAGAUUGGGACCUCCAAAAGCAUACUGUUUAUGAGCAGUAUGAAUUCCAUUGAAAUCAGACUUGCCAGAGAAUAAGAAUGGAUGAGUGACUGUUUAAUUUAUCCCUGUCUAAAUAUCUGCACAUCUGUACUCGUGUGUAUUAAUGUGUUGUACUCUGUGCAGCUGUAAAUAAUGCUGUCAAGUUGAGUGCCAUUCAUACCAUUAGCACAGUGCAAUUCCAUUCACCUCAGCGGAGUUGCAGAAGCAAGUAAGCAAUUGGGAUGGCGAGAACAAAGGUUUAAGCCACGCACAACCAACAAAUGGUAGUAAUGAAACCUCACUUCCUUUUUCAUUUUCUUUGCUCUCCUUGGUUAUGCAUAACUGCAGUGUUAUUUUUGUUAGAUUUACCUGAAAGGAGGCAUGUGAUUUGGUCUUCGUUUUGUGUCAUGCUGUAAAAUGAAUGUGAAUGUAUCUAUCAACCAUGCAGAAUUGCAAGCGGUAGAGAAUGACUUGGAUUUUAAGGAUAAAUAUUUUUCAUACCGUUUGUAUAAAAAAUUAAAAAUUAAAAAGUUUGUAACUUUCCAUUGAAGAAAAUUUUGCAGGUUAAAAAGUGUUUAAAAUGUAAAUAAGAGCAAUACUAUUGAAACUGUCAGUUCAGUGCCAAUUCAUGCUGUACAGGUUGAUUUCUCUUAUUGCUUACUGACUGUAAUUAUGCAGGUUUAAUGUUUCGAUCAUUUUACAGUUUAAACAUUUGGAAGUAAAUUACAAAUUUCCUUUAGUAAUAUUGAGGGCACUUUAUAUUACAAUGUACUACUGACUGAAUUAUCAAAUGAUUUGAUUUCACACGUGGAUGCUAAGCCCUAAUCAUCAUUUGCUUUGUGUAUGGAGCUUAAAAGAAUGCACACUGGUUGAUUUUAUCUUUCAAUUAGGCUAUUAGAUCUAAAAGUUCCUUUUAAGUAAAGAUAUGUACCUGGCUAUGGUGCUACAUAGAUUUAAUAUUUGAUGCUGAAAGAAGAGUAGUCUUGUAAUUUCAGGACUGCACCAAAAAUCCAAAUUCUAGUGUUCUCACAGCUAAAAGAAAUCUGAGUGGUUUGAAAGUUUUGUCAUUUCAGCAUAAUUUGCUGGCGGUAACUUGCAUCAGCCAGUAUUCACCACCAAUUUGACUACUCAAGAUUUCAUCUUGUUCCUUUCUAUUCUCAAUACUGUUAAUUGGACCUGUAGGUCAGGCCACUUGACUGGGCACAAGUUUAAUGUGUAUUUUUAAGGUUUUUUGGACAAUGCAACAUAUUGCAGAACUAUAGUUUGUGUUUUUAGCAGCAGAUCUUUUAAGAGCAUUACAUAUUAGCAAGGCAGCAUCUAUAAAGGUAGGAUUGCUUAUUUUGCUCAAGUUGGGCUCCUUCAAAUAUAGUAAGAAAAUAAUGUGGUGUGGGGGAUCUCUAGGGCAGAGCUGAACUGAAUGAAUAUUUUACCACUGUGGACAAUUUAUUUAGAGUGAAUAUGAUUAAUUUAAGAACGAUUUAUUUGAAGCUCCCAUUAGUGCUUCUAAUUAUGGUUUAAAAAUUAUAGUAAUGACUAAUAUGCUGCCAGCAUUGAAUGCAUACCUUAAUAUUUUAAGUAAAUGUGACAGAUUGCAUAAAGUCUGAGUCAUUCCUACUGCUGUGAUUUGUUACCCCACAAAUUAGACAAAACACUCCAAAGUACCUAAAAGGGAAAAGGAAAAUAAUACUUUUGGUCUACUUUACAUUUCUCCUACAUAAUUUAUUUGAUUCUAAUUAAUCUUACAACUUCCAAAAUGUAAUAUUUAAAGACGCCCAUGAUGACCAAUUGUGAUGAAGAUACAGAUUAGAGAUGUCAUAAUAAAUAUGCAUAAUACUGUCAAUUAUAUGCUUUUCUCUAAAAGUAAAACUGUGCCUGAUCCUGCAAUUUGAACUGUACACAAUUUUAAUUUUAGUAAAAUCUAAUUGCAAUUUUUAUGACAAAUUUGAUUUUAUGCUGCUUUUAAACUGCCUAAAAAUACUGUUGGUACUGUACAAAUUUAAUUAGGAAUGCUUUUCCUAUUUUUUCAUUGGCUUUUUAAGCCUUCACUUGAAUUUUAUUGACACUGGAAAAAUGUGAAAUAGAAGUGAGCUUUUAUAGCUUGUAUGCUGUAAGAAGGCCUUAUUCAUUUCAUUUUUAAAUUUGAAGUAGUUCACGCCUUUUGUUGAUAUCCAACAAGUUACCUACUUGUAGGAUAUCAACUGUAAAAAGGGUUAAUUGAUGCAGUACCAACAUAGUACAAGUGACCAGUCACUUGGUUGGGGGUGGGGGGGGGAGGGGCAAGGACGAAGGGUAAUUAAAAAUUCUAUGUAUGACUUUCUCUUCUAAAUUUUCCAUGCAUAUGUAUUUAAUUUCACUUGACCAGAACUGUCUCAAUUAGGUACAAACUUAAUAGUUUACUUGUGACUCUUAAUUGCUCUGUUACAAUAAAAUGUGCUUACGUAAUUUAAAAUGUAGCACUUGUGAGUUUGUUUUUGGAGUGGCAGCUGUACUUACAUUUAACUAAAAUUUUGUAAAUUUUUGUUUAUUAAAAUUUCAGUUUUAGCUGGUACUUCAUUAGAUUCAAAUAUUUUUCUGUACAUUUGAAUCAGGUUUGAUUUGAUUCUGUACAUAAUCCAGUUACAGCAUGUACAGUUAAUCUUGCAUUUUCUUUAUAACAGUAAAAACCUGGUUUUA